ACAGAACCGAUUUAGAUUGACAUUACUAUCUAUAGAAGAUAAAAUGGAAAAAGUAUUUCAAGAUCCCGUUCAACUUUCGAAAGGUAUAAAUUUGAGGGAACUGAUGACAUCGGCAACAGAGUUUCACAUUGACAUGGAUUUUAAAAAGAAACAAAGCGAGAUGUGUUUAAACAUGGACGAAGAUCUAUAUCCAGACUUAGACGAUGGAGAGGACAGUGAUGUUGAAGAUGUGCUAAAAAAUAUUGAGGACUCAACAGACAAAUUGAUGCUCGCGUCCCCGGAGUACCUGUCCUUCAGCGAGCUCUCGGCCAAGAUGGUGGACUGCGUACCUAGUGGGGAUGUUAAAAUACUGAUCCUGGAAGAAGGUGAUGGUCCCUUGGUGCCAGUGGACGCUGAGGUAACCCUGCAUUACGCUGCCUAUUGGGAGAAGACUAAGAUACCCUUUGAUUCGACCCUCACCAUGAAUUCUGGUGCACCCAUGACGAUUCGCCUGGGCGCCGGCCGUAUCCUGCCAGGGUUGGAGGUGGGCCUGACUACAGUGCACGGCCCGACCGCCCGGUUCCACCUGCUGCUACAGCCGGCCGCCGCCUGGGGCCCGCGCGGGGCGCCGCCCCGGGUCCGCCCUGAGCCGGCCCUGUUCAUCAUAUCUUUGUAUUCGGUCAGGGAUAUGUAUGCUACGGCGCGAUUUAAUGACCUUCCCAUGGAGGAGCAGAGGAAAUUCGAGGUCACCGUCAAAAUCGUAGAUGCGUUACAUUCCCAAGCAAAGGACAUAUUUGCAAAGAAAAAAUAUAAAAAAGCCAUAAGGAACUAUCAACAAUCUAUGUCAGUAUUAGGCUUGUCCCAACCGAAAAACGAAGCGGAGGAGCAGCAAAUUAAAAAGUUAAAAAUUAUUGUCUAUGUCAACUUAGCUAUUUGUUACUAUAAAAUAAAUAAACCAAAGUAUACAUUGAUUAUGUGUGAAAACUUAGAUAGGAUAAGCGAUUUAGAUAAACAUUGCAAAGCUCUGUAUUAUUAUGGUAAAGCACAUCAGAUGUUAGGUAAAAACGAAGACGCGUUAAUAUACUAUAAGAGGGCAUUAAAAUUAGAGCCGAAAAAUAAAGAAAUAGGCAAAACGUUGGCUGAAUUAGACGAUUAUUUAAAAAGGUCGGCCGUGAAGGAAAAAGAAAUGUGGCAGAAUGCUCUUGGGUCUGCGCCUGUGGAAAAAAAAGAAAAAGUUUACAACGUGGACGAGGAUUUUCAAAAUGGCGUCCGCGAUAUGUGUCAAGAUUUGGCGGGAAGAAAUGAGUACAGUAAAUUCGAUUUGCCAACCGGCAUGACGAAAGAUGAGGUUGAUUGUAUCAAAUCUUUGGCGAGUGAUUUUGAAGGGCUUGUCGUUUUAGAAGAUGGCGAGGGGAAGAGGAAGAAAGUUAGCAUAGUGAAGAAAAUGGCAUAGUUAUGUUUUAUGUAAACAAUUUUAUAUACAAAAACAUUCAUAUCGAAGUGUGGCAGUGUCGAAAUCUCUCACUUUGCUUUUUUUUUAUUAAACUUAGAAUGCAAAAGCUGAUUUAAAGACCCAUAUUUAAGGGGUAGGAAGCCGUUCUCGUUUCGACUACCAUUUUCUUUCUUUCUUUCUUUAUUCUUUAUUGUACACAAAAGGUUAUUAAAAUGUAAAAACAAACAUUUUAACUCAUAUACGUCUAAGUUAAGUAUGCACUUGUGUACUUGCAGUACUGAAGCGUCGGACUUGAAUCACAUUGUCUUCUCAUGUCCAAAAUUUUACCAAAACUCUCUCUGAUAUGUAU
Messenger RNA from Galleria mellonella (greater wax moth), 1781 nucleotides. RefSeq names its product inactive peptidyl-prolyl cis-trans isomerase shutdown-like. Lineage: Eukaryota; Metazoa; Arthropoda; Insecta; Lepidoptera; Pyralidae. The coding region runs from base 44 to 1432 and encodes 462 amino acids. The record is from RefSeq and is a predicted model, not a curated record. Gene Ontology annotation, molecular function: peptidyl-prolyl cis-trans isomerase activity; protein binding. The transcript has 7 exons.